Molecule: messenger RNA, 780 nt
Organism: Cyphellophora europaea CBS 101466
Lineage: Eukaryota; Fungi; Ascomycota; Eurotiomycetes; Chaetothyriales; Cyphellophoraceae
Exons: 1
Coding region: 1-780 (259 amino acids)
Biological process (GO): secondary metabolite biosynthetic process
Cellular component (GO): cytoplasm; nucleus
Source: RefSeq, a predicted model, not a curated record
AUGGCGCUACAAGCACAAGAAGGUCUCGACGAGCCGGACUCGCGACCCAUUAUUCUCUGCUUACAUGGCGGAGGCUCAACCUCGACCGUCUUCAAGAUUCAAUGUCGGCGACUGAUAUGGACUUUGGGAGGCCAAUUCAAGUUCCUUUUCGCACAAGCGCCCCACGAAGGCGAUCCAGGUCAUGGGAUGCUACCAGUUUUUGAGUCUUGUGCGCCAUUCUAUCGAUGGGUGACGCGGAGAUGGAGGUUAGGUGACGGAUCUGUGGAGCCUACGCCAGUUGAAGAAAUCCGCUUAGUCGACCAAGCCUUGGACAACGCCGUCGAGCGAGAAGCGGGCAGUGAGGGAUGGAAGCGAGUGGUGGGCCUCAUCGGCUUCAGCCAGGGUGCAAGGCUCGUAGGCGGUCUUCUACUCAGACAGAAGCUAUGGGAGAAGACACACCCUGGCGAGGAAGAGAACUGCAAGUGGCAAAUCAAAUUCGGCGUCGUGGUUGGAGGGCCUUUUCCCCCGAUUGCAAUGAGCGACCAGGCUGAAGAGGAGCAGUACGAGCUGCUCAGGCAGGUGCCAACCGUUCAUGCAUGGGGACAUGACGAUCAUGUCAGGACUGGGUGUGUGGAGAUGCUCAAAGUCUGUGAAAGCGAUGUAUGCUUCGAGAUGCAAUUCGAAGGCGGUCAUCAUAUGCCACUAAAAGAUGUGGAGGCGAAGGAUCUCUGCGACUUAAUCAUGGCUGCGUGGUAUGCUAGCGGAGGAAGCUAUGGGGUAGCGCAAGGCCAAAAGUACUGA